Molecule: messenger RNA, 669 nt
Organism: Aspergillus melleus
Lineage: Eukaryota; Fungi; Ascomycota; Eurotiomycetes; Eurotiales; Aspergillaceae
Exons: 1
Coding region: 1-669 (222 amino acids)
Source: RefSeq, a predicted model, not a curated record
AUGAGCUCAUUUCGCAGAACAGAGAAGCGCCAUGCACCAGAGUUCAAGAUUUCUCAAGCACACCUUGAAGCCGUUCGGGAACUCUGUGACCAAUUUAACAAAAAGCCCCACGUUGAUUCUGGUCAUCCUAGUGGUGAUUUGAUCCGAGGUGUCCGAUCCAGGGAGGAGGGAUUGGAUAAUGAUGUGGGGGAAGCUCAAGUCCUUGAAAGAGAAGACCUGGAGACUUCUGGAGUCUGUUUGGACACCCAAGGAACCUUCACACUUGCCUCUGAGGCCCCAGUCGUUCCGUGGGGAAAGAAAAAGCCCCGUGCUGGUGCUGAAGAUCGAAGCUUCACCAUAGGAGACCAAACUCGAGAGCAACUCUUACAAAGCCGCAAAUAUCUCGGCAGCUGGAAGAAAGCCCUGGGGAUCUUUUCUGUGACAAUCCACUCAUGCAUCGAGCUUCUUCUUCGUCUCAAUGAGCGUCCAACGGAACUCACUGUUAAAGCUGAGGUCAAGCCACUGGGCCAGCGACAUCCACAGGCAUGGGCCCAGGAAACGCUCGCGACAGAUCCUGGGUCACGGUUGGCUUUCUACGUCACGUACACAAGGAAGGCCGUGGAAACAUCGUCCUAUGUGACUUCGAAUCUAGUCAGAGAUCUCUAUAAGGCCAACUCAUUUGUCCACUGA